GAUGAGGUCACAAAGCCCCUCCACCGGAAGGCUCCUCCCCCAGGCCAGGGCUGACCACCCCCCCUCUGCAGGGCCAUGGCCAAGCCCUGGAGAAGCUCCACCUUCUGGAACCGCUGAGCUCCCGCACCUGUGAAGCCCAAAAGGCCAGGACGGGUGGGCUGGGGGACACUGGGCUGGCCAUGUGCCCAGGUGCCUGGCUCCCUGACCAUGUAUCUGUGGUGACCCACCUUUUCUCCCGCUGCCAUGAACCGGUUUCGCAACAUCAAGCGCAUGCAGCCACUCCAGGGACCCUCAAAAUGGGUCCCCACUCUGGGCGAGUUGCAGAAGACCCUCCAGAAGGGCGAGUACCUGCCCCUCCGCCCGCUGCCCAUGUUCGAGAGUAACUUUGUGCAGGUGAACAAUCGAGGGGCCCCCGUGUACGUGCACCACAGAACCAACCGUCUGACCAUGGGUGUGGCUGCCUCCCUGCCAGGCCUGGUACUGCCAGACAUCCUGCUGAUCGCUGAGCGGGGAGAGGGCAGGGAGUGCUCCAACCUCGUCCUCACCAGGAUGCUCCCGCUGGACCUGGCCCACCUCUACGUGCACGACCUGUCUGCCUGCCGCCUGAAGCUACGCCUGGUCACAGGUCGCUACUACUACCUGGAGCUGGAUGCCCCUGAUAAUGAGCUUGGCUUCCUGUUUGACCGCUGGAUCCGUCUCAUCAACCUACUCCAUGAGCCGGCCACAACCUGGGCCCCCCGGACCCUGAGCACACCAACCAUGGGCCUGGUCCAUGUGGUACCCCCUGCCUCCACCUGGCGCCUCCAGGCUCAGCCCCAGUCCAAACGUUCAGUCAUGAUUGCCAAGCCCACAUUUCCUUACAAGCUGAUGGCAUCUCAGAGACAGAAGAAGACCAAGACCCUCAAGCGCAGAUUCAAGUCUCAGGCCGUGGGCGAUUCUGUGCCUCUUAUCUGGUCACAUGCGGAGCAUGCUCAAGCUAAGAAGAAACCUACAGAAAAGUCCCAACCAAAACUCUACUUGGACACAUCUCAGACGAAAAUCCAGGUUUCUGAGAAGCCCAGCAUCACCAUCCGUACCAUCUUCAGCAUCAUUUCCAACACCAUCAACCACACACAGUCCUCUUCCAAGGGUCACUCAUCUGACUCAGAGGUGGGCACGGUUCUCGGAGGCUUAGUGGAGACCCCUGUCCGGUGCAUCUCGGAGGACAGCCAGGAGCCUUCCCUGGUGGGCUCCUAUGACUGCUUGGACGCCUACCUGUGGCAGCAGGAUGUUGAAGACCUGAUGGACCCGGAUACCAGCACCUUGUCUUCUUCCUCCUUCAGCCCCGCCCCUGGCCCUCCAGCCUUCUACUUCCCUCAUGCUUUACCCUCCGGCCGGAAGCACAAGGAAAAGGCCGGGCAGAGGCCGCGGCCAUUGCGCUCCCAGAAGUCCCCAUCUACCCGGGCCACCUCUUCGAGGGUUCCAUUCAUCCUCGACCAGUCCAAGAAGGUCUCGGCAGUGCGCGCCCCAUCCCAGAAGACCUCAGCUGCCCCUGGCCCAUCCCGGAGGGUUCCCACUGCGCCCAGUGCCCCUCAGAAGGUCCCCACUGCACCUGGUCCCCCUCAAAAGGUUCCAGCAGCACGGGGCCCAUCUCGGAAGGCAACACCUGUAGUGACCACCUCCCCGAAGGCCCCACCAGCUCACGGUGCAUCCCGGAAGCCUCCAGCUACCUUGGCUGUUUCUCGGAAGGCCCAAGCCAUACCUGCCCCAUCUCAGAAGCCCCCACCCAUGUUGGCUAGGCCUCAGAAGCCUCCAGCCGUACCUUUCCUGUCUCAGAAGUCCCCACCCACCCUGGCUCUUCCCCCAAAGGCCGUGUCCCCCACUCUCCAAAGGAAGAAAUCUUUGUUCAUCCCUACCCCAUCCCAGAAGGCUGUGACCUCACCUAGUCAGUACAAGAUGACCCCGGAGAGAGCUGAUUUUGGCCUGGGGCCCAAGAUAGGUCCUAGAAGGGAUGUGGCUGAGAGAAGGAAGCAGGAAGGGGCACCCCAGCCCAUGUUGUUCGUGGGCACCCAGGAGAUGGAUGUACUGGAGACGAGGACCCAGAAGACAUCCAUGGAGCUGCCUUUCACCACCACGAAGAAGCAGUCAGAGGAAGUCGUGAUCAGCAAAGCCCGGGAAAUCACCCUGGAUGGCCUGAAGGGCCGGGGCUUGCUGGAGGACAAGGUCCACAGAAAGAAGGAGAAGAUAUCCCUAGACAUGCCUGGCUUCAGAUCCAAGGAGAGGGGAGAGCGGCACAGGUGGCUCAAGACCCAGGAGCUGGCCAUCGAGGGAGGCCCAGAGGAGCAGAGCAGGCCCUUCUCGGUAGAAGGCCUCACGCUCGCCAAGAUGAUGAUCAUGGCCAACUGCAAGGAGCCCCCCCAGAGACAAGCUGCAGUCAGCCUGCCCUCCUGGCUCUCAGCUCCCCAGGCAUCUAUGUCAGCAGAGGGUACAGGGCCCUUCAGUCCCUGUUCUGCUCCCUUGUCAGAGAGGAAACCAGUGGCAGCUAGGAAGCAGUCCCCAUUGGGUUCCUGGGUGCCCUCAUCAGAGAGGAAACCAAUGGCAGUUAGGGAGCAGUCCCCAGUGGGCUCCUGGGUGCCUUCGAUGGAGGGGACCCUGGCGGGGUUUAAGGAGCAGUCCCCAUUGAGCUCCUGGGCACCCCCAAUGGAGGGGCCCUCAGUGGAGGGUAGGGAGCAGUCCCCGGUGGGCUCAUGGGUGCCCUCGCCAGAGAGGAAACCAGUGGCAGUUAGGGAGCAGUCCCCGGUGGGCUCCUGGGCACCCUCCACAGAGGGGACCUCAGUGGGGGGUAGGGAGCAGUCCCCGGUGGGCUCAUGGGUGCCCUCACCAGAGAGGAAACCAGUGGCAGUUAGGGAGCAGACCCUGGUGGGCUCCUGGGCACCCUUGAUGGAGGGGACCUCAGUGGGGGGUAGGGAGCAGUCCCCAGUGGGCUCCUGGGUGCCCUCGACAGAGGGGACCUCAGUGGGGGGUAGGGAGCAGUCCCCGGUGGGCUCCUGGGCACCCUCGAUGGAGGGGACCUCAGUGAGGGGUAGGGAGCAGUCCCCGGUGGGUUCCUGGGUACCCUCGCCAGAGAGGAAACCAGUGGCAGUUAGGGAGCAGUCCCCGGUGGGCUCCUGGGCACCCUCAAUGGAGGGGACCUCAGUGGGGGGUAGGGAGCAGUCCCCAGUGGGCUCCUGGGUACCCUCGCCAGAGAGGAAACCAGUGGCAGUUAGGGAGCAGUCCCCGGUGGGCUCCUGGGCACCCUCGACAGAGGGGACCUCAGUGGGAGGUAGGGAGCAGUCCCCGGUGGGCUCCUGGGUGCCCUCGCCAGAGAGGAAACCAGUGGCAGUUAGAGAGCAGUCCCCGGUGGGCUCCUGGGCACCCUCGACAGAGGGGACCUCAGUGGGAGGUAGGGAGCAGUCCCCGGUGGGCUCCUGGGUACCCUCGCCAGAGAGGAAACCAGUGGCAGUUAGGGAGCAGUCCCCGGUGGGCUCCUGGGCGCCCUCAACAGAGGGGACCCCAGCGGGGGGUACACAGCAGUCCCCAGUGGGCUCCUGGGUGCCCUCAAUGGAGGGGACCUCAGUGGGGCGUAGAGAGCAGUCCCCAGUGGGCACCUGGGUGAAGGGGAAAAUACAUCGGUGGGCAGAGAGGAGCAGGCAUCAGUGGGCAGAGGAGAGAGCAAAUGUAGAGGAGCUGUCCCAGGAUACCAUGGGGCCUUCUGAGGUGCCCUACCUCCCCGAGCAGGAGAUGGGCAGUGUCUCCAGCAGCCAGAAGAUGGACAAUGUCUCCCUGUCUCCCACCCCUCUGCCUGCAUCAGAGGGGGAGGAUACAACCCGGUCGCCAACCUCACUGACCCCCGUGUCAGAAGUGGGAGCUGGGGGGUCCCCACCGCUCAGCAGCCUAUCUCAAGAGCCUCUCGAGCCCAAGGAGAUGUCAGACCUCAGCCCUGUGACCACGACGGGGCUGUCCUCAGCGGGUGUCUCACCCUCACCCUUGGAAGUUGAGAGCGGGGCGGACCUGGCUGCCAGCGGGGAUAAGGAAGAGGAACAGGAUGUCUUCAGCCCUUCAGCCAGCAUGCUCAGUAUAGAGAGCCCUCAAUAGCGGGAUUCCGGGAACUCGAUCUCAGUUGCCAAAGUGUCCAAAGGAGCCCAGCUUGGCCAGGCCCCCAGGGUGCUGUGCACCUCUACCACUAAGAAGCAGGGUGCUGAAAAGGCCGGGCGGGGGUAUGCUCCCUCUCCGGCAGAGACCAGAGCUAUCUAUACCUUUAUAUAUUGGGGGGGCGGGGAGCGGGACGGGGGACAGCCCGCGGGGUGGCCCAGCUUCGCAGAGAUUAAAAGCCUGAGUC
Molecule: messenger RNA, 4357 nt
Organism: Mustela lutreola (European mink)
Lineage: Eukaryota; Metazoa; Chordata; Mammalia; Carnivora; Mustelidae
Gene: GARIN5B
Product: golgi associated RAB2 interactor family member 5B
Exons: 11
Coding region: 244-4113 (1289 amino acids)
Cellular component (GO): nucleus
Source: RefSeq, a predicted model, not a curated record